UUGACCUGAGACAAUGAGACGGAUCUAUUAUUCACUUCAAACAGGGAAAUGAACAGGUAUAAGAUAUGCAGUAUUGUGGUGUGUUGACUCUUGUGUCUGUGGGGAUACUACAGUGUAGUAUCUGAUCUACUAAUGAUGAAGGAACAAUAUGCAAUUACACAAAUUGCCGUUUAUUUAAUUAAUAUUUCCGCGUGCAGUUAAUAAGUCAACAACUGACCCAAUUUCUUUAAAAACUUUGAACGGAUUACAGAUACUUGUUCGAGUCUACAGUCUUGUUUACACAGAAGUCAAGUUGUCAAGAGUUUAAUUUUUAGUGCAUAACUACGAUGGAAUACAGCACAUGCAUGCACAUCGCCAUGUCCACUUCAUUGUCAACAUGACUAAAAGAAGUUACGCUGAUCACGGAUACGCCUGGGUUAUACUAGGAGCUUGCUUCUUUAUGUACAUGCUCUUGCUGGGUUCCAUCAAGUCUUUUGGAAUCUUGUACUCGGAGAUUUUGCUGACGACUGACAAUGGAGCGGGAAGCACCGCACUGAUCGGGAGUUCCGCCGGCUUCAUCCAGUCACUGACAGGUCCGUUUUCUAUAUUUCUGGCCGUUCGGUUCUCUUUCCGUUCGGUAUGUCUCCUGGGCGGCGUGUUUCUGUGCCUGGGAUACGUGACCAGUGCCCUCAUCCACAAUGUCUUGUACUGGUACCUGACGUACAGCGUCAUCGCAGGAUUCGGUUAUGGCUUGGCAUACGUCCCUUGCACUACACUGAUUAACUACUACUUUGAGCGGAAUCGAGCACUGGCCAAUGGCAUCGUCCUCUCAGCAAGCGGCGUAGGCGGCUUCCUGUUCCCACAUAUCUAUCGGUUCCUUCUAGACCGCUACGCACUUAGUGGUGCUAUGAUAAUUCUUGGUGGUAUUAUGUUGAAUAUCUGUGUGGCAGCUUCGUUUUUAAGACAACCACUUGAGUUCACUGAGUCUCAAAGUUCAACAACCAAGACAGGAAAAUCACAAGAAGUUCCCAAGACUUGCAGAGAGCUUGUCUUUCGGAAGUUUUGUGUAUGUGGUAGCGAUGUCUUAAGAGACCUGCGUUUCCUCUUCAUUUCGAUGGCCUUUUGCUUGACCGCUCUGAGCUAUUCGGCCUACUUCUACACUUUCCCGUCGUUUCUGGAAUCGGAAAAUGUCGGAAAAUCCACCACUGUCUUCAUCUUUUCGUUGACGGGUGUUUGCGAGAUUUUCGCCAGGGUAGCCAUGGGAUGGUUCACAGAUCUGAGGAUUCUUUCGCCCACGUGUAUUUACGGAAUCUGCAUGGUCGUCAGUGGUGUUGCUACGCUAGUUGUACCGCUGCUCCAUCAAACAACCAUAUACUAUAUCUACGCAGUAAUAGUAGGAAUAUUCCCAGGGUCAUUUUAUGCGUUGAUGUCUGUGAUAAUACUGGAGACCAUUGCUCUCAAGAAUCUGCCGUCAGCAUUUGCUAUCAUCACAAUAUUCAUUGCUGUCUUUUCCUUACUUGGAAUACCUUGUCUAGGUUGGAUUGAGGAUUUGACGAAGAGCUGGGACAACGUGUUUUUCAUCACAGGAGUUUUGCAAUUAUUGGCUGCCAUGGUAGCAUUCUCUGUUUCCAGGUGUUUUGACACGAAUACCAGUGACAAUGACAUAGUGAUAGAACAGGGCAAGGCUGAGGCAGCAGAAGAUAAACUCUUGGGUGGAGAAAAAGAGGCAGGAAUCGAAUGAAAAGAGCUUGAAGUUUAGGAUUACUUGUACUAUGUAUCAUAGUACUUCUAUUAUGAGACUUUAAUAGGUGAUGCGAAGUAGGCGAUAUCAGCAAUGAAUUCGUGUGUAAAACACAACUGUUAUUCAAUAGCAUGUUGUUUAAGACACAACAACGAAAUAUUCAUGAAAUAAAAUUCCAUUUAUACCAUU
This is a messenger RNA of Magallana angulata, 1909 nucleotides long. RefSeq names its product monocarboxylate transporter 12-like. Gene Ontology annotation, molecular function: monocarboxylic acid transmembrane transporter activity. NCBI's taxonomy places the organism in Eukaryota, Metazoa, Mollusca, Bivalvia, Ostreida, Ostreidae. The transcript has 5 exons. The coding region runs from base 341 to 1720 and encodes 459 amino acids. The record is from RefSeq and is a predicted model, not a curated record. Gene Ontology annotation, biological process: monocarboxylic acid transport; transmembrane transport.